Messenger RNA from Emiliania huxleyi CCMP1516, 1053 nucleotides. RefSeq lists its product as hypothetical. NCBI's taxonomy places the organism in Eukaryota, Haptophyta, Isochrysidales, Noelaerhabdaceae. The transcript is spliced from 2 exons. The coding region runs from base 1 to 1053 and encodes 350 amino acids. The record is from RefSeq and is a predicted model, not a curated record.
AUGAGCAUCGCAUCGCUCCUGGCGGUCGCCACGAUUGCAUACACCAGCUCGGAUCUCGAGAGCGGCUCGGACCUGUACGUGAGCACGCCGCACGGCCUUUGGCUGAAGAAGUGCGUGCACGCCAUCCCGGAAAACGCACGCGUGCAUGAGCACGCAGACGGAUUGAUGGUGCAUCUCUUGGAGUCGGGAUCGGCGUACCUCAUUUCACACGACAAGGAGUGCGAGGCCGAGGCCGAGGGGAUGGCUCGGCAGCGGCGAGAGACGAACCAGUGGCAGGACGACACCGGCUUCCGCCACGAAGGCCUUUUGAACUUCACCGCAAUUUACACCGCGCCUGAGGAGUACCCACCCGACGAGGGACAGCUGCUGUACUACUUCAUUGGCCUCGAAAACUCGCACGGGCCACUCACGAUCGUGCAGCCGGGUCAGUCGCUCCACGGGAAGACCGUGCCGACCACGCCGGGCGUGCCCAUCAACACGUGUCUCCUCGUCUGCAUGUAUCGAUCCGUGACCCCCGACGCCGGGUCCGAGCGAGUGUCUAACAACACGUGCUCAAUCGAGCUGUUGAGGCCGGCCAGCUCGGGAAUCACGGAUCCGUCGCCCUUGCGCGCAUGCUCCUUAGGCCGUUUGUGUUACCUCUCAAUUGCUCUAGUUCAUCUCCUUUACGAUACGGCGGAAUUGCUCUCAGUGAGUUACGUAUGCGCCGCCACUUGUGCACAUCAACACAUCUACACGACCGCGGACGGAAAAGUCGAGAUCGGGAUGGAGCGCCUGGCCGAGGGCCCUCCCGCUAAGUCGUCGUUCACGGUACCGCUCCUGAAGCGUGACUGGACGUACGCUGUCGCCACGCUGGAGACGUACAAACAGAAAGAUUGCGCCUCGACGACGAGCCGCCCGUUCCACUUCACCGACAUGAAGCUGUCGGAUUCCGGGGGGCCGGUCACCCCAAAGUGGUUUGCCGGCAUGAAGCAGACGGCGUGCAAGGGGGGAGCAACGAUUCAUGGGCCGUCAUCGGUCGACCUCUACGGCGCCAAGAUGCCCGAGUCGGCUUGA